AUAAUAACAAAAACAAGAGAUACAAAAACAAUCAACAAAAACUUUGCACUUUAACAUGAACAAAAAUGCCGGCGAUGGCAGCGGCAACGAUGGCAAAAACUCAAACAAUCACGGCGGCAAAGGCUCCGGUGCGGGUGGUGGCGCAGGGGCUGGUGGUCCCCAUGAUCCCACCGGACUAUUAGAUGCGGCAUCGCUGUUUGCCUAUUGGGGUCGCGAUCCAACUGGUGCAGCAGCCGCAGCUGCUUCAAAUCCGCUCUUCAACUCGCAGUUCAAUGCAGCCGCUGCCGCCGGCUUGGGCUUGCUGCCAAAUGCUGCGGGUGCAGCUGCAGCCGCUGCCAACGACCGUUAUUCAUCGAUGGCUGCAGCAGCAGCGGCAGCUGCAGGCGCCCACCAUCAUCAGAACACAAUGGCCGUCGCGGCCUCGCAGGCAGCCAGCCUAGCGGGUCUGCAUCCAGCAAGUUGGUGGUCUAUGGCUCAGUUGGCCGCGCAGGAUUAUUUUAGUCGUCUGCAGGCAUCAGGUCUUUCGCCAUUUCCUCAUCCCGAUCUGGCCGCUGCCUUUGGGCCCGCGGCCAUGGCAAUGGGUGGCGGCGGCACUGGCUCCAGUGGGGGUGCAGGCAGCGGUUCCGGCAUGGUCGGCGUCGGUGGUGGCGGCGGUGGCGGCACUGGCGGUGGCAGCGGUUCUAGCAGCAAGUCGAACAAAUCGCGUAAGGAAAAGCGUGCCGCUCAGCAGCAACAGCAGCAGGCACAGCAACAACAGCAGCAGCAACAAAAUCUGGCCAACAGUUUGAAUGCUGCAGCGGCAGCAGCAGCCGCAGCAGCUGCCAACAACCCAGCUGCAGCGCUGGCCAGCAUGCACGGCUUUGGAUUGCCAGGCACCAGCAUGUCGACCUCUGGGAGCAGCUCCUCGAUAUCAACAAGCAGCGCCGGUCACGGUGGCUACAAGAGUACUGCCAGCGCAUAUGGGAAGCCGUCGACGAUGACCAGCAGCGGCAGCGGAAGCAGUAUUGCAAGCAAUCCCGGAUCCGCGUACGAUCCGGUCACCCUGCACAAGGAGCUGUUGGCUAUGCAGGCCGUUGCAGCGGCCGCUUCUGGCUCUGGAGUGGGUGGCAUGUCGGGCUUGGGCAGUGGCGGCAGCUCCAAUAGUUCCUCCGGCAAGAAGUCUAGCGGCGGAGCUGUUGGGGGUGGCGGCGGCAGCUCGUCUUUGCAUGCCCACGGCUUGUCUAAUCUGGCCAUGAGCCUCGGCGCUGGCAGCAGCAGCGGGGGAGGUGGCAGUGGUGGUGGCAUCAUGUCCAGCAGCAAAGCUUCCACCAAUGUCAGCUCCAGCUCGAGUGGCGGCGCCUCGUUGGGCAGCAUGCACCCGGGCUUGGCAAUGUCGCCGCAUGGCAGCAUGUCAGGCAGCGGCAUGGGCAGCUCUGGCAAGGAUCGGGAUCGCGAUAAGAACAAUCCGUCGCUGAAUGCGCUCAACUCGCUGUCACAAUUCGGAGCACUCGGCAUGACGCCACAGCAGAGCAUGCAGGCGGCCAUGAAUGCGUUUGCAGCCAGCACCGGUGCCAGCGCCACGGUAACCUCGUCAGCUCAUUCGUCCCAGCAGCAGCAGCAGCAGCAGGUGCCCAGCACAACGAUGGCCGGUAGCAGUGCAGGCAAGGUCAAGGACUAUAUGAGCAAUGCGGCCAUGAUGAGCAGCAGCAGCGAGCAUCCUUCGCUGCUGGGCGUGAGACUGCCGCCGGAUACGGAGAUCAUUAAGUACACGUCGUCCAUCGUGGGCCCCAAGAUUCCUGGUAGUACUUCACGCGGUCGCAAGAAGACCAUAUCUGAAACAGAACAACAGCAACAACAAGCCACACAGAAACAACAACACCAAGCAGAACAACAACAACAACAGCAACACCUUACACAACAACAACAACAGCAACAGAAGGACUUAGAAAGCACAACAAAUGCAAUUUCCUCUCUGCUUGCAUUUCCAGGGCUCAGUCCGGCAAAGCGUGCCAGACUCGAAAUGGAGUACGCGGCAAUGGCAGCGGCGGCGCAACAGCAGCAGCAUCUGCACGGCAUGUUGGGCGCGGCCGGCAUGCCCAUGGGUCUCGGCAUGACUCCCAUGGAGCAGUUGAGUAGCGUCUCUAAGGCAGUUGUGUCGGCCGCAUCGUCAUCGUCGACGGUGACCAGCACAGCUGGUGGCUCCACAGCGGGUCACAGCCAGAGCCAUAGUCACAACCAAAAUGCGUCCAGCGAUCGCGUGGAAGUGAUCAAGUUGCCCCCGACCAUCACCUCCAACGGCGCAUACAAUCUGUCCAGCAAGGGAUGCGGUAAGGAGCUGCACGACUUGACCGGAGAUCCAGCGCUCGCUUCUGGCGUCAAUCUUAGCCUCAAGUCGAGUGGUAUGCCUGCCAGCGGUGCCAUUGGGUCCGCCUCCAAUCCCAUUACCAUAGACGACUUCGAUGCUCCACUGAAUCUGUCCAUGAAGCCCUCGGAUAAGAGCAGCGGCAACAAUGUGAACUCUACAGGAGGCUCGUCAUCUGCUGCCUCCUCUUCAACGGCUGCUUCGGCCUUGGGUAAUCUGGCCAGCGAUUAUCAAGCAGGGCAGGCCAGUGGGGGCAAUGGCUCGAACAGCUUGCAAAGCCUGAGCUCCAUAACAGCCGCCUUGGGUGGCACUGGUGGCAUGCCCGGUGGUUCUAUCUCUGGCAGCGGCAUCGGGGCAGGAGGUGCAUCGCCCUCGCCAGCACAGAGCAGCUUGCCCGUCGCCUCGGGCACGUCGAGCUCCGGUUCCGGAUCGGGCUCAUCGACUUAUAAGGAGGGACGACCGCGCAAUUUGGGUCGCGGCGUUUCUAAGCCCAAGAAGAACACGGUGGCCUCGUUGCUGGCGCAAUCGCGCGCCGUGGGACUGAAGCCCAUGCUAGCUACACAGCAGCUGCUCCAGCAAGGCGCAGACAUUGAGAAGAUACGCUUGGCGCUGAGCGAGGCGAAUGCACACAUGGAAACAUCGACUGACUCAGAGAGUGUUGCCGCUGAGAGCGGCAUGUCGGAGUCGGAGAGCGAGGAUGCCAACAUAUUGAACGUGGCGGAGCUGCGUGUGCCAUUGGAGGUCGGCUGGAAGCGAGAGACAGUCAUACGUGGCUUAACUAAGCAGGGACAGAUCCGAGGCGAGGUCACCUACUAUGCACCGGGCAGCACCCUGCCCCUGAAGACCAUUGGCCAAGUGUUUGCUCUCUUGGAUCAGCAGCCAUCGAAUUUGACGCGUGAAAACUUUAGCUUCUCGGCGCGUGCGAUUGUCGGCUCGUUCCUGCAGCCUGCGCCGGCGCCUUAUGCCAAUGAUGGCGAGUACAUACGCAUGACGGAUGAGGAUGUGGCCAAGCGGUUGGAGGAUCUGAAAGUGUUCACGCGCCAGACGCUGAACGUGGAGCAGCGCAUUGAGAUCGCCAAGCAGCAGCAGGCAAUACGCGACGCCAAGAAGCAACAGAAGGAGGAGCUGGCACGCAACAAGGAGAAGGCGCGACAGGAGAAGAAUGCCAAGCUGGAGCAGCAGCGCAAAGAGAAGGAGCUCAAGAACCAGCAGGCCAUUGAGGAGCGCAAGAAACGUCAAGAGGAACUGGAUCGCCUUAAACAGGAGGAGUUGCUCAAGAAGCAGCAGGAGAAAGAGAAGCGACGUCAGGAAGCAAUUCUAGCUAAGGAACAGGAACUCCAGAAGCAAAAGGAGCUGCUGCUAGCUGCCGAAAUGGAACGUGAACGUCGUCGCCAGCACAUGAAUUUGAUUCGCAUGCUGGAGCUACGGCGCAAGUUCGAGGAGCGCGAGAAGAAGAAGCACCAGCUGGUGCUGGAUCGGCUGAUACUGCGCGAGCGGCGCAUGGCUGAGCGUAAGCGAGAUGCAGAGAUACUGCAGCUAAUACGCAAACCGAAUGAGGAUUCGGAGUUGCCGCAGGAGCUGUCUGUGCCGGAUCUGGAGCGCAUCGCUGGCAAUCGGCUGCCUGGACAGGCGAUGGCCGAUUUGCUGAUGGUCUUUGAGUUCUUGCACAACUUUGGCGAGACGCUGGGCUUUGACAUGGAGUCGCUGCCAUCGCUGCAGAAUCUACACGAUGCGCUCAUCAGUGACAGCAACGCAGAUGCCGAGGAGGAGCUGUUGUCGGUGAUGACGCAUUUGCUGGUCUGUGCCAUCGAGGAUCCGGGCGUGCCCAAUCCCGGACGCCAUACCACACUGCUGGGCCAGUCGCUGCGCAACGCGGACAUAACCAAUUCGAAUGUAUCCGAAAUUCUGCGCAUCUAUCUGUACGCCACGGCCACCGGAGAGAUACGACAGAUGCAUGGUAUCACUGUGGACAGAGAGCGUGAACGACGUGUGCCUGAUCAUCACCAGGUGGAUGCAGAUACGGCCACGCACUCGGCCAAGAAUCAUGAGUACUACAAGCUACUGCACGAGAACGACACCUGGAAGCUGUCGCAUGCGCUCAAGGAUCGUCCCUUCGUGGCGCUCAAUCCGACGCGCAAGGCGCAGAUGCUGGCACACCUGUGCAACGACCUGCUGAUGAACAAGGCUGUUCUGCGGCAGAUCGAUGGCAGCCUAGAGACCUGCGCCCAAAUGCGCAAGGAGAAGUACAUGACUGACAUGAAGGUGCGCAAGUACAAGGCACUGCACCAGCGCAAGGCACGCAUCGAGGCCUACGAGAAGGCGCAGGCGGAGCGCGAGGCGGCCAUGCAAGCGUUGCUGGCUCAACAGAAGCUCGAUGCGGAGCGUGAACGCGAACGUCUCGCUAAGCAGGCGGAGGCCGAGGCGGAGGCGGAAGCCAACAAACUGGCAACGGCCGAGUUGUCGGCCGAUGGAACUGCCGCUGCAACUCCGACUGCAACUGAGGCAAUUGCUGCAGGCGCCGACUGCAACAGCGAGGAUAAAACGGAGGAGGAGAAGGAAAAGCAGGAGCAACAACAACUACAGACGCCGGAGACGGAACAACAACCACAGCCCAUGGAAUUGGAUGGCGAUGCAGCACUGCCAAUUGCAACAAGCACUGAUUCUGUGGCGCCUCAGCCCGCUGUCUCCAUAGCCGAUGUGAGCCCUUCGAAGCAGCUAGCCAAGUUGGAGGAGUACCAACAAAAUGGCGGCACAGCAGGAGCCGGAGUGGCGGUGGCGGACGGUGGGAUGACGGCCCUGCUGCAGGCAAAGAAGAGCGGCGCUCGCAACUCCAUCAAUGAGGAUGGGCACGCGCAGAGCCACGAUGUGAGCAUCAUUGAGGACGACCUCUCCGACUUGGACUCGGAGAUAACCAAUGUGGAGGAGGACGAAGACAAUCGCCUUAGUGCUGAUGAGCUACAAAAGAAGCUGGACAAGAUUGUGCGCGCUUCGCUCAACUGCAAGGAGGCGCUGGAGAAGAGCACCAAUCAGCUACGAGCCGCUUGCUUUGGCCAGGAUCGUUUCUGGCGGCGCUACUGGAAGCUGCCAAAGGCUGGCGGCAUAUUCAUCGAAGCCCUAGAGUCGGCUCAGAAUGACAUUUGCGACUAUCACGAGGCACUGGAGGCCAUGGACGAGCAACAGCAGAAGCAGCAAAAGCCAGACGAUCAGACAGCCAAAGUAACGGAACAGGUGGCAGUCGAUGGUGGAGCUCUGCCCGAAGAAACGGCCGAAGAUACAACAGAUGCGCCACCAGCAACAGCAGCAGCAACAGCAGCUGCAGCAGAGCCCAUGGAGGUUGAUGAACUAGCGGAAGUGGACAGGGACAAGGCACAGCAAUCGAAUCAUCAGGCGGAGCACGUAGUCGACGACGACGACGAUGACGAUGAUGACGUGACGGAGAUUAACAAAGUGGAGCCGGAGAUUGUGGAUCUGGGCGACGACGAUGACGAUAUGCUGCCCUCCAUAGCAAAGCCCGUUGAGCCGAUUGUGACGAGGCCCGAGAUUAAGGUCAAGUCGGAGAUGGAGCUAAUGGGACCGCCGCCGACGGUCAUCUCCACAAAGACGGACUUCGAGGCCGAGAUCAAAAUACCCACCAUUCCGGGUCUGAUACCAACGCUCAGCAACAACAACAACAACAACAAUAACAAUAACAACAAUAGCAACGGCAGCUGUGAAAAAAUGGAGGCAGUUAGUCAGGAGGACUUGAAGAAGGAGGAUGACUGCAUCAUUGUGUCGACCACGCAGGUUGGCGAAGACACCACGCCCCGAUGGUUCUCGAUUGUGAAGCGCGAGGUGCCGCUGAUCAGCGAGCUGCCGGCGGAGGAGGGCGGCGUGGUGGCCACAGAUCUGCAGCUUAGCUAUGCCAGCUACCAGAACUGCAGUGCGCAGCUGCAGCUGCAGGGGCAUCCGUGGGAUCUGAUCAACAAUAUGCAAUACUAUAGCAUACCCAUGGAGGAGUGCAAGGUGGAUCCGACCAAGUUCAGUCAGGAGUGCAUCUUUACGCUGUCGGGUCUGGACGAGAAGCAGAUGCAGGCCAAGCUGGACGAGUACGAACAGGCCAAGUUAACGGUGUCAAAAAACGGUCUGGCGUCUCCUCAUCGUUGCCAGACAACCGAUGAGGAGCAGCAGCAGCAGCAGCAGCAGCAGCAGCAGCAGCUAAUGAAGUUGUCCAAAUCCGAGUCUGAGUCGGAAUCGUUUUUUCGUUUGCGCGCUGAUGCCGCACCGGACACAGGCGGCGGGAGCGGCGAAGCUACCGAACUAAAGCCCAAGAUUGAGCUGCGUCUGGACGAGGCCUUGUCCCAGGCAUAUUAUCACAACAUAGCGAACAUGUCGCUGAGCAGCGUGCAGACCUAUAUACCGAUCGACAUUCCGCUGCCGCUCUCGAUGACGCCGGACGAGCACCGGCUGUUGGAGCAGGUGAAGCUGGCCGGGUUCCCGGAGAAGGUGCACGGUGUCUAUGUGCCACGCAGGCAGCGUUAUGGCUGGUGGCAGCUGGACGAUGAGCAGAAGCUGCGCCAGCUCUUGAAGACAUUGAAUCCGUCGGGAUUGCGGGAGCGUGAGCUGCAGGAGAAUCUAACGCGUUUCCUUGGACUUGAGCAGCCGUUGGGCAUCAAUUAUCAGCUGAAGCUGAACGAGGCCCAGGCUGAGCUGGUGGAGUAUAUGCUGCCGGAUCGGCCCGCCGACUGGAACCCCAAGGUAGCCAGGCGAGUGGAGCUGGCGCUGUUGGAGCAGCUUGAGUCACUCGAGGAUAAAAUUGCCAGCGCCUCGAUGCAGCUGAAGAACUGGCAGUUGCCCACGCGCAGCGACAACGAUCUGAAUCUGGCCGAGCAGGAAGACUUGACCGAGGCGGACUUUGUUAGCAUCAUACCCAUGAUCAGGGAGCGUAUCAUUGAUCUGGAAGCGAACAUCGAGCGACGCUAUCUAAAACCUCCGCUUGGCUCCCAGACCGGCGAUGCCCACCUGGCUGUUAUUGCACAGAAUCAACAUACCUCGACGCAGACGCAAAACUCUGCCUCGGCGGCCGCCUAUCUGCUGCAGAUGCAGCAGCAGCAGCAGCAGCAACUGAUGGCCCAGCAGCAACAGCAGCAGAGCCAACAGCCCGGCAAUAGCCUCAAUGCCUCCGCCUUCAAUGAGCGUGCCAUGGCGCUGGCAGCGGCUGCCGCGGCAGCUGCCCCCAGCACCAGCCUGGCAUCCACAUCCUGCGAGACAGCUGCAACGGCUGCAGCAGCAGCAGCAGGAGCAGCAGUAGCAGCUGGAAGCAUCGAACCCUGCUCUGGCGCCGCAUCGCCAGCGAGCAACUGCGACAGCGACAAGGACGAGAAGGUGGAGAAUAUACCCAAGGGCUUGGUGCAAUGGCGCGAUGCUGUCGCCCGCUCCCACACCACCGCCCAACUAGCCAUGGCUCUCUAUGUGCUGGAGUCCUGCGUGGCAUGGGACAAGAGCAUCAUGAAGGCGUAUGCAAUGCCCGCAAAGAACAACAAGUCCAACAAGAAGAAAAGUAACGCCAAAAAGCAGGCAACACCAAAGAAGAAGCAGCAACAACAACAACAGGAUCAAGCCACAUCGAAACCAAAACAGUCCAAGAAAGAAAAGGACAAGGAGAAGAAGCAAUCGACUAAAGCAGCGCAGAGCAAAUCAAAGCAAACGGAAAAUGUUAAGGAAACGCCGCCAGCGACUAAAACUGCAUCGAUGACCAUUAAAAUAAAUUUGAAAGCUCUGGCGCAAAAUGGUUGCGACCACAACAAUUCCACCUCGAACUCAAACUCUGACUCGAACUCGAACUCGGACAGUGACUAUUCAAACUCGCAUUCGAACGGCAAACGGAAACGACGACAAGGACGACGUUCAGGCACUACUACAAACUCUUGCAAAUAUUCAAACUCCUUACAGAAUUGCCAGUUCUGCACCUCAGGCGAGAAUGAGGACAAGCUGCUGCUGUGCGAUGGCUGCGACAAGGGCUACCACACCUACUGCUUCAAGCCCAAAAUGGACAACAUACCCGAUGGCGACUGGUAUUGCUACGAGUGCGUCAACAAGGCGACCAACGAGCGCAAGUGCAUCGUCUGUGGCGGCCAUCGCCCGUCGCCCGUUGGCAAGAUGAUCUACUGUGAUCUGUGCCCGCGUGCCUAUCACGCCGACUGCUACAUUCCGCCACUGCUGAAGGUGCCGCGAGGCAAGUGGUAUUGCCAUGGCUGCAUCACACGCGCUCCGCCUCCGAAGAAGCGCAGCGCCGCCAGCAGCGGCGGCAGCAGCAGCAAAUCGCGACGGGAUCGCGAUGCCAGCACCGCAGCCAAGCGACGAGGCAGCGACAAACAGCAACUGCUUGCAUCAGCUGGCAGCAUGGAGCAGCUCUGCUCCAUCGAUCCGCAUCAGCAGCAACAACAACAGCAGCAGCAACAGUUGCAGCUGCACAGCUCUCAGCAGUCGCUGAACUCGUCGCAUGAUGAGUCCAUGACAUCCUUGCCAGCGCCGCUUAGUCCGGCACAUUCGAUUGCUUCCGCCACUUACGAUGAGCACCAUCACAACAACUCAAUCGAUGCCAGCCGUUUCCAGGCGCACGUCGGCAACAACAAUGGUGGGACGCAGCUGGAGGAGAGUGCUUCCUUUGCGUCUGGCUAUGCGGCACCGAAUAACUUUGGCGUGGUGCCGACGCCGCAGGCACAGGGAAUACAGUUUGUGGCCAUGUCGCCGCGAGCUGUGACACCCACACGAACACCGACGCCCACGUUGACGCCGACGCCUACUUCGACGCCUGUGCCAGCGCCAACGCCACCGCCGCCGACGCUGUCAGCGCCGCUGCAGCCACCGACGGCAAAUGUGGCGGCACCUGUCUUAAUGCAGUCCUCGCCCACGUCGCUGCUGAACGUUGCCUGUCAAUCGCCGCCGCAGCAGCAGCAACCGCUGUUGGCUAUGCCGUCGCCGCGAACAUGCACACCGACGCCACCGAGCGCUGGGACGCAAAUGUCGCCGCCACCGAUUAACAUACACGCCAUUCAAGAGGCCAAGGAGAAGCUGAAGCAAGAGAAGAAGGAGAAGCAUGCCACCAAGAAGCUGAUCAAGGAGCUGGCUGUCUGUAAGACGCUACUGGGCGAAAUGGAGCUGCAUGAGGAUUCCUGGCCGUUCCUGCUGCCUGUGAACACCAAACAGUUUCCCACAUAUCGCAAGAUCAUCAAAACGCCCAUGGAUCUGUCCACAAUCAAGAAGAAACUGCAGGAUUUGAGCUACAAGUGCCGUGAGGACUUCUGCGUGGAUGUGCGACAAAUAUUUGACAACUGCGAAAUGUUUAACGAGGAUGACUCGCCAGUGGGCAAGGCGGGUCACGGCAUGCGCAAGUUCUUCGAGUCGCGCUGGACGGAGCUCACCGACAAGCACUCCUGAUACCCUAACGUGUCGCAGCUAAGUCCAGCCGCAGCCGCAGCAGCAGCGGCAGCAGCAAAUGUAACUGCAGCAACUGGAAGUACAACAGCAA
This is a messenger RNA of Drosophila hydei, 9848 nucleotides long. RefSeq names its product bromodomain adjacent to zinc finger domain protein 2B (gene tou). The record is from RefSeq and is a predicted model, not a curated record. Bases 56 to 9757 code for a protein of 3233 amino acids. NCBI's taxonomy places the organism in Eukaryota, Metazoa, Arthropoda, Insecta, Diptera, Drosophilidae. The transcript has 16 exons. Gene Ontology annotation, molecular function: DNA binding; protein binding.